AUGCGGAUCCUUCGUCGGCUGGAGUUCGACCACGUGCGCAUGACCAGUGGCAGCGUGCUGGAGCUGCCCUCGCUCGGGCGCAAGGUGGCGCUUGUGAAGGGCUCGUACGAAAAGAUCGCCGCCCUCGUCUCGGCGUCGGGGAAUUCGCUGCCCGCGGAUUUUAGGGCUGUCACUGAGCAGCAUGCUGCUGACCAGUACUACGUCCUGGGCGUGGGCAUGAAGGAGCUGGAGGCUGGCCUUAGCCUGGUCGGCUUGCUUCUCUUCCGCAACGAGAUGAAGGUGGACAGCCCGGACGCGCUAGCGGAGUUGAAGGCCGGCGGCGUUCGGUGCGUCAUGUGCACGGGAGACAAUGCCCUCACCGGCAUUGCCAUCGGCCGUCGCUGCGGCAUGCUCGACGCCCGCGUGCUGCUCGGAGACGUCGUGGAUGCUCGGGACGGAGACACGCGGGGCGAGCCGGGGCUGCGGUGGACGUCUCAGCCGGAGGGCGAGCAGUGGAGCCACGCAGACGUGCUCGCGAGCGACCCAGGGGAGGUGGAUCUUGUGCUCACGAAGCCUGCCUUCAAGCACCUGCAGGACAGCGGGGAGGCGCCGCAGGUCCUGGACAGAGUCAGGAUCUACGCGCGCAUGAAGCCGGAAGACAAGGUGGCCGUGAUCCAGCUGCACCAGGAGCGAGGCCUGGUCGUGGGCAUGGUCGGCGACGGCGGCAACGACUGCGGGGCGCUGCGGGCUGCGCACGUCGGCAUCGCCCUCUCCGAGGCAGAGGAGCACGGGACCGGUUCCAUCUCUCUGCGGGCCGUGCCGGACCUGCUGAGGUACGGGCGGGCCACCCUGGCGACCAACCUGGCCACGUACAUGUACUUCAUGGUCUACGCGCUGGCCAUCCCCAUCGCCAAGUUCACGUGCAUUUUCAUCGGGAACAUGAUCCUCUCGGAGUGGACCUGGAUCUCCACCGACAUCGUCGUCGGGUCCGUCAUGGUGGCGGCGAUGACCCUGGCCAGGCCGGGCCCCAGGCUCUCCGCGCUGCGACCCACCUCGGCGCUGCUCGGCUGGCGCACCGUUGCCACGGUCCUGGUGCCGACGCUCGUCUACGGCGCGUGCUUCGCGGCUGCGCUGUUCGCUCUUUGGCGGCAGCCCUUCUACAGGCCCUACGACUCGGUGGCGCUCGGGGUGCCCUCGCACGAGUGGCAAAAGAAGGGGGACAACUUCGAGUGCGGGGUGGCCUUCUUCUUCCUCUCUAUGCAGCUUCCGACAGCGUGCUUCAUCUUCUCGCACGGCGCCGAGCACCGCGUGAGCCCGCUGCGCAACAUCCCGCUCGCGGCCAGCUACCUCCUCAUCGUUGUCGUCUUGCUCUGUGUGCUCUGGGGCGGCCCUAGCCCGCUCUCGUGCGUGUUCCGGGUGAACUGCGACAGCUACACCUCCAGCCGCAUGUAUGUGCCCGGCAUCCAGGAGUUCUCCACCGGGAACGUCGGGGGGUGCUUCCUGGGGCCGCAGCUGCUGGAGUGGAAGGGCCGCCUCGGGGACUCGUUCCAGUUCCCCGACGAGGCGAACGCAUGCAACCCCGGCCGGGAGGUGGACCUCGAGGACGAGAUACGCACGCCCAGCGGCGGCAUCAGCUGGCUCGGCGCCGCGGAGUGCCGCGGCCCGAACAACUGCUUCAGCUCCGAGUUCCGCACGGUGCUGAGCGUGCUCCUGGCCGUGAUGGUCGGCACGACGCACGGCAUCGGCAUCUGGAUGUCCAGCUGGCACCCCGCCCCAAAGCUGCACUUCAAGAAGCUCUGA
This is a messenger RNA of Prorocentrum cordatum, 1779 nucleotides long. The record is from the annotation of a GenBank genome assembly. Lineage: Eukaryota; Dinophyceae; Prorocentrales; Prorocentraceae.